Molecule: messenger RNA, 2424 nt
Organism: Diplodia corticola
Lineage: Eukaryota; Fungi; Ascomycota; Dothideomycetes; Botryosphaeriales; Botryosphaeriaceae
Product: glycosyltransferase family 2 protein
Exons: 2
Coding region: 1-2424 (807 amino acids)
Cellular component (GO): cell periphery; cell septum
Molecular function (GO): chitin synthase activity
Source: RefSeq, a predicted model, not a curated record
AUGUUGCCCAGGACGCGGCCCGCGACAUCUCCAGAAUUCAGCAAACUGGGCCGGCGCAUGAUCACUCAGCAGAAACUCCUGGUGACUGCUGGGAUGAUCGCGGCGAACUUCAUGCUCAUCUUUGCCACUUGGUGGUGGCCAGCGUAUUACUACGUUUACCUCCCCUUCAUCACCCUCACCGUGGCACUCAACUGCAUCAUGGUCGCGUCGGUCAUCUUCUUCAGCAUCAAGCACCGCAUCUUUCCGGAGAAGGUCAUCAUGCCCACCGCGCCCGAGUCCCUCGUUCUCCUCCUGCCUUGCUACAACGAGAACUUCGAAGAGUGCACCAAAUCGCUCGACUCGCUCGUGGCGCAGAAGCAGCUGGAAAGCAACAAGACGGCCAUCAUGAUCAUCUGCGACGGGCGGGUGCGCGGAGCGGGCAUGGAGAAGACGACGGCGCAGUACCUGCUCGAGGACAUCCUGGUGGACAGGACGGAGCGCAAGGUGAUCAAGCAGGCGUACACGGCGUGGGACCAGCAGCCGAUGGACGUGACGGUGCAGAAGGGCGACUACAAGGGCACGCCGUACUUCUGCAUCAUCAAGCACCAGAACCAGGGCAAGCGCGACGGGCUGAUCGCGCUGCGCUCGUUCCUGCACAAGUUCAACACGCGGGCGGAGAAGCCGCAGAUGCUGUUCCGGCCCGAGUUCUUCGGCGAGAUGGCCAUGUGGCUGCACGAGGAGGCCGGCUUCGACCGCGUCUCGUAUCUCGUCGGCAUGGACGCCGACACGGUGUUUGCCGACGACUGCAUCGCGGAGCUGCUGAAGCAGAGCCGGUAUCCCGACACGGUGGGCGUGUGCGGGUACGUGGCCGUCGACUUCAAGACGCGCAACUGGAACCCGUGGAGCCUGUACCAGUCGGCCGAGUACACCAUCUCGCAGGGGCUGCGGCGGCUGCACCAGUCCAUCGUGACCAACAAGGUGUCGUGCCUGCCGGGGUGCUGCCAGCUGCUGAAGAUCUGCGAGGAGACGUGCGGCGACAGGGUGCUGGUCGAGCUGUUUGGCUACUGCCCGACGCCGGCCGACAACAUCAUCAAGCAGAUCCGCGCCACGGCGUCCGAGGACCGCAACCACGUCUGCCUGAUGCUGUCGGCCAUGCCGCACAGCAAGACGCGCCAGGCGCUGCGGGCGCGCGCCAUGACCGACGUGCCGCAGUCGUGGUCCGUCUUCCUCUCGCAGCGCCGCCGCUGGACCCUGGGCGCCACCGGCAACGACCUGUUCCUGUUCAAGGCCCCCGGCGUGCACUGGUGGGAGCGCAUCCUCGCCUUCGCCAACUGCAUGACCUGGGCCCUCAACCUCUUCAUCUUCGCCAGCCUGGCCAGCCUGAUCAACUCCAUCCUGUUCGUCCCAUGGUGGAUCAUCCUCGCCUUCGCCGCCGUCAUGAUCACGCCGCUGACCUACUACCUCUGCAUCGCCAUCUGGCUGCCCCGCACCGCCCUCGAACGCACCCAGUACCUCGCCGGCUGCGCCCUCUACGUCCUCUGCGGGCCCUUCAUCAACAUCGCCGUCCUCCUCUACGCCGUCUGGAACAUGGACUCCUUCGGCUGGGGCAAGACCCGCAAAGUCGUCUCCACCGACUCCGACUCCGACCCGGACCCUCUCCCCGUCCCGCUCCCCCUCCACCAACCCACCGACAUCGAAGCCCCACCCCCCACCACCUCCCGCGUCCCCCACCCCGCCUCCUCCCUCCCCCCGCACAUCGUCGCCCUCGUCGGCAGCGGCCUCAUUCACGACGACAACCUCAACCUCGCCACCUCCUUCGGCCGCACCCACCGCACCCUCGUAUACAUCCCACACGACCCCGAAUCCCUCGCCCGCGCCCGCUCCCUACAUGCCCCCCAUCCCGACCGCACCAUCGAAGUCACAUCCGACCCCACCCGCCUGCGCAUCGCCCACAUCUUCAUAGCGCACACAGACGACGCGGCCGCGAUAGACGCGGUCCUCGCGCACGCGGCGGCAGGAAGCGUCGUUGUAGUCUUGGAUCGGCUGAGCGAGGCGGAGGCGGAGUCGGAGCCAGGGGCGGAGCGCGAGCAGCGCGAGCAGCGGAAUGUCGAUGCCUUGCUGGCGCGGUGCGAGGGCGCGGGGGUGGUGCUCGGGUUGGCGGCGAGGGAGAGGCCGUGGGAGGUUGUUGUUGCUGCCGGGGGGGAGGGGGAAGGGAAGGGAGCGGCGGCGGUGGGGAGGGUGAGGGAGGUGUGGGGGAGGGUGGGGUGGGCUGGGGCGCUGGGGGGAGAGGCGGUGGUGAGGGUUGCUGGUGGUAGUGAGGGGGAGGGAAGGAGGGCGAGGGGGGAGGGGAGGAGGGGAGAGGGGAGUGGUGUUGGGGCGGAGGCGAAGGAGAUGAUGGGUGCGGCGAGGGUGCAGGAGGAGGUGAGGACGGUGGGGGCGGUGUGA